Molecule: messenger RNA, 516 nt
Organism: Letharia columbiana
Lineage: Eukaryota; Fungi; Ascomycota; Lecanoromycetes; Lecanorales; Parmeliaceae
Exons: 6
Coding region: 1-516 (171 amino acids)
Source: RefSeq, a predicted model, not a curated record
AUGUCUUUCCAAGACCGAACACAGCACCAGAUCGGCCAGAUUGAUAAGGAGCUGUCCAAAUAUCCCAUGCUCAACAACCUCGAGAAGCAGACUUCGGUGCCUAAGGUCUACGCCUUCCUCGGCCUCGUCGGCAUCUACUUUUUUCUUAUCUUCUUCAAUAUUGCGGGCGAGUUUCUUGUGAACUUUGCCGGGUUCCUCGUCCCAGGAUACUAUUCCCUGGAAGCUCUGUUCAGUGCGAGCAAGGUUGAUGACACCCAGUGGUUAACAUAUUGGGUCGUCUACGCAUUCUUCUCCGUGUUCGAGAGUGUUGUCAACGCUGUCUAUUGGUUCCCCUUCUACUACACCUUCAAGUUCGUCCUCGUCUUGUGGAUGGCUCUUCCGCAAACCGGUGGUGCCCAGAUCGUCUUCCGUUCCUUCAUCCAGCCGGUCUUCUCCCGUUUCUUCUCGCAGAGCGGCUCUACUGCUGCCAACCUUCGCUCUCAGGCUGACCAGGCGACCAAGCCUCACGCCAUGUAA